AUGGUUCUCCUCUUCCUUUCGAGCCUGAGUCUGCGUUUCCUGCGGCGUCUGCCUCAUGGAUUCGCCCGUGUCCCUGCUCGUCCCUUUUCAAACCAAACCCCCGAACAUGCUGUUAUCUCAACCUUUGACUUGUUUAGCAUAGGCGUCGGCCCAUCUUCAUCCCAUACUGUCGGUCCCAUGCGCGCUGGUAGAAUCUUUAUUACUGACCUAGAGCACCUUAAUCUCCUGCACAAGGUCAAAUCUCUCAAGAUCACCUUAUACGGGUCGCUUGCUGCUACUGGUAAAGGGUAUGAGUAG
Molecule: messenger RNA, 297 nt
Organism: Marasmius oreades (fairy-ring Marasmius)
Lineage: Eukaryota; Fungi; Basidiomycota; Agaricomycetes; Agaricales; Marasmiaceae
Exons: 4
Coding region: 1-297 (98 amino acids)
Biological process (GO): gluconeogenesis
Molecular function (GO): L-serine ammonia-lyase activity; 4 iron, 4 sulfur cluster binding
Source: RefSeq, a predicted model, not a curated record